AUGGACGAAAAAACAAAAGCCUCUUAUGAGCAAAAAUCCAAACACCUCCGCGCCGACCUGAAAAAAUGGGAGAACGACUGGGCAGCCGCCCAUGGCUCCAAGCCCGGUCGGCAGGAUAUAAAAAACAACGCCGACAUAGCCACAAAAUAUAAAGAAUACAACAAGACCCGAGACAUCCUCGCCGGCAAGAUCCCCGUUCCAUCGGCCAAGCAACACCACCCACCGAACCCCAAGAAGCGUCGCCCCGAACCCCCGCCGGUCGAGACGCCCUUCAAGAAGAACAAGUACGCCGAGACCCCCGUCAAGGGCCGCACGCUCGACUACGAUGACCAGCUCAUGAGCACGCCCGCCAUCUCGCGAAAGCUCUUCAGCCCGGCGCCCGUCACCUGCAUCGGUCCCACGCCGCAGCGCGACGGCAAGGUGCUCGGGCUCUUUGACCUGCUGGUCAGCAAAGAGCUCGGGACGCCCAGCAAGACCGCCGCCGCGGACGGCACGCUGCUGCCGCCGCCUCCGACCACCCCGGGCGGAGGCCGCCGCCGCAGCAUGGACGACGGCAACACGCCGAGCUCGCGGGAAUCCGCAGACGGGGGUAGGAAGCUGGGCCGCACGCCCAUGUCGAGCAGCAAGCGGCACAUGCUCAACAGCUUCAUGACGCCGCUCAAGAACCGCGACGACGACGGGGAGAAGACGACGCCGGCCUGCGUGUCCAGGCUGCAGUUCGACACGCCCGCGUUCCUGCGCCGGCACAGCGCGCUGCCGCCGGCCGAGGCGGGGGCGGAUGCUGCUGCCGCUGCUGCCGGUGCGCCGGCGCCGCUCAGGUUGCCGCGGAAGCCGCUCGGUCGCGGGCUGAGCGAGAUCAUCGCGAGCCUGCGGAGGGUGGAGGACGACACGCUCGACGACGACGACGACAUGGCCGCGCUGCGCGAGGCCGAGGGGCUGGGAUCCGCGCCGCGGCCGGCCACCGCACCCGCGAGGGACAGCGAGAUCCUGGCAAGGGACCGCGAGGUCGCGCGGCUGCCGCUCGGCGGCUUCGACGACGAGGGCAUGCACGACAGCCCCGACGAGGAGGAGGACCGCCCCGGCGGCCCGCCGCGGGUCGCGUUCAAGAAGAAGGGCCAGAAGCGCACAACGCGCCGCGUCAACAUGCGUCCGACCAUCACGAGGCGCCCGACGGCGCCGCUGGACGACUCGCAGGACGUGGUGGUGGACGGGGAGGAGAACGGCGCCGCUGCCGCCGCCGACAACGACGAGGACGGCGACUACGAGGAGGGCGCCGGCGGGGCGAGCAGCGGCAGCAGCAGCAAGAAGCCGGCCAAGGAGGAGGGCGUGGUGAAGAAGUCGGUGCGCAAGGUCAACGAGCUGGCGCACGCCAACUUCCGCCGCCUGAAGCUGAGGAGCAAGAACAUGAAGGGAAAGCCGGGCGGUUUCGGUCGAAAGUUUGGCCGGCGGUGA
This is a messenger RNA of Cordyceps fumosorosea ARSEF 2679, 1452 nucleotides long. RefSeq names its product DNA replication/checkpoint protein. The record is from RefSeq and is a predicted model, not a curated record. Gene Ontology annotation, biological process: double-strand break repair via break-induced replication; mitotic DNA replication preinitiation complex assembly; DNA replication. Gene Ontology annotation, molecular function: DNA replication origin binding; single-stranded DNA binding. The transcript is spliced from 2 exons. Lineage: Eukaryota; Fungi; Ascomycota; Sordariomycetes; Hypocreales; Cordycipitaceae. Gene Ontology annotation, cellular component: DNA replication preinitiation complex. Bases 1 to 1452 code for a protein of 483 amino acids.